GUUAGCUUUGGCGACAGUAGCUUUUACUCGUGUGUUGACACUCCGCCUGUCUGUCAGUCAGUCAGUCAGUCUGCCGGUGGAGGCGAAGCGAGAGAGAAGCGAACUUCAACCUGAGGGGAGCUCGACUCAACCACCGACACCACCAUGGGCUCUUCGUCCAGUCUUCUGGAUGAAAACAAAUCCAACUUAAUAAAAGGACGAGCACAAGCAGAGCUGAAGAACUUUGCCCCCUUCUACAAGAAGCAGUACAACCUGGCCUUCUUGUCCCAUGUUCAUGAAGAGCUGGUCCAACGCAAAGAGCAGCACACUCAACUUCUCAAACAGAGGGAGCCACCAGAAACAGCAGAAGUGUUCUAUGAAGACCAUGUGCUAUACUUCGAUGACAAUAGGAAAUGGAAGGACAGGUAUGCAGUGGUUCGAGCCAAUUACUCCCUGGAGUGCCAUGAGAGCUAUGAGUCAUAUGUGAAGGGGAGACCGCCGCUAUACAAGCUGCUGCCUACUGGAGGCACCGUCUUGAUCGCAGAGGGGAAAUACAUGGAAAUGGUGGACAUGUGCUUCCCUGACGCUAACAAUGUGAAGGAAGACUUUGCUCCCCCUAUUGAGGACAUGCCAGGAGAUUACCCUGUCUACCUGCGACUGCCGUACCGUAGAGAUUACUACUUCUGCUUCCCCCAGGAAGAGCAGCAAGUCGAGUUCAUCUCUGCUUUAUCUGACUGCAUUCGCCACCAGAACCAAGACUUUCUGAAGAAGAAGACGUGUGAAGUGCAGGCCUUCAUGAAAGCCAUUCAGCUCUACAGGCAGGAGAAGGGCCACUAUGAAACAUGGGAUAUGCUGAUUGGCAGUGAUGUGAGGGUGCUGGCAAAUCUCAUAAUGGAGGACUUGCUGCCAUCUCUAGAAAAAGAUUUGCUGCCCCGUCUGAAGGCCAAGAAGACAGAGAAGAGGAGAACAUGGUUUGCUACGGUGGAGGCAGCUUAUUACCUGGUGCAGGAGACCCUGAUGGUUGGCAUGACUGCUCUGAAGGAUGAGUGCAAAGAGAAAGCCAAGAAGCAGAGUGCACUCAUGCGCUCAGAUAUGGACCAGAUCAUGAGCUCCCGAGCGUUCCUGGAGAGCAAGCUCAGAGCCACAGUAGCCGAACCAGCCACCAAAUACUGCAUGGAGCACGUGGAGCCAUACCUGUCGGCCGUCCUCGAGGAGCUGAUGGGGCCCAUCAGCCUGGGCUUUAAGGAUGCACGGGAGCUGAGCGAGGCCAUGAUGGACCAGCUGUAUCAGGACUACCAGGACGGCAUGACCAAAGACGAGGUCCAGCUGGCUUUGGUGGAGAUGAGAAAACCAAACCUACAUACCUGUUAUGAGAAAGUGAGCAGACUGAAAGAACAUAUCCGAGAGUUACAGCAAAGUUUCAGUUACUCCACCAGCAAAGGACUGGAGCACAGCACACAGAUUGAUAUACAACAGCUGGUGGAGAACGUAGCGUUCACUUUUGAGCUCCUCCUGUGCAAAGCCGAGCAGGAAAACAAAGACCUGGGAGACGCAAUGGUGAAAGCCAAACACCGGGUUCUAAAGCAAUAUGACUAUGACAGCAGUACAGUGAGAAAAAGGAUCUUCCAGGAAGCUCUGAUCAACAUCACUUUGCCCAGCAUCAAAGCCCAUCUAGCUCCUACCUUCAAAAAGGAACUACCAACAUUUGAGCAGUACAUAUUUGCUGAUUAUGUAUCCUUCAUCAACGUGGAGAACAUCUAUGAGGACAUCCUGCAGCAGAUACUUGAAAAAGAAGUAAGCAAAGUGGUGAAGGAGGCGGCUAGUAUGAAGAAAUACAACCUGUUCAUGGAGUCCAGGUACAAUUUCAGCGUUUCCAGCCUGCACUCCACUCCCCCGGGUUCAUUACCUGGCAGUCCGGGCCACACCAACAACUCCCCAGCUCAGCGCCAUGCCAAGCCUGCCUCGCCUCUGCUGGACCACAGCUAUGGUGGAGUACCAGCCAGUGAGAAGCAGGAGGCUAAAACUGUAGAGCCUGAGGUGGCUGUAGCCCAGCGGGUGGAGGUUCAGGCUUGCCCUACACAAGUGCAAACUGAGCUUUUGGAAGCACCUACAGGGCUGCAAACUGGUGGAGGACACAAAUCAGAAGAGAAAGCAGUGGUAGAGGUAAAGAUGCCUCUUAGUACUGGAACUGAGACACAUAUAGUGCACCGAACAGUCGUGGAGGAGGCAGCUGAAGCCACGUCUGCUGCCAAUGAGAGUUUGAAUGAGGGAGAAAACGCUGAAGUAGAGCCUGUUACGGUAACUUCCCUCUCCACAGAGACAUCGGUGGACCCACCUAGCCUGAUUAAUGUAGAAUCCAUAACUGCAGCUCCCCAAACAUUGGCUGAACCUGUUCCAGAGGCAGUGGAACCAGUAGCCAACGGGACAGUCAACUCUAGUUCUGCAGAGAAAGACACAAGGCCUCUGGAUCAAGUGACGCAGCAUAAUGACACUUUAACAGGCUUCACACAUGUCAUAGAAACUGGCACUAGCAUUAGCUCAGACAAGCCUGGCCCUCAAAGCGAGAAUUCACUCAUAGCACCUGAAGAGACUGAAGUCUUAGAGGAUGAUCCUUUUGAUUUCACAGAGAGCGAGACGACACCGGACGUGGUCCCCUCUGAUAUUGCGUCAUGGGUGACCAAGGACGAGGAGGUGGUGGAGAACGCCAAUGAAGGUGACCCAUCAAGAGGGGUCGCUAAACCUGGGGAAUUUGUCGUAGUAAAGUGUGCAGGCAUCGCAGACGCUGAAGCAAGCAAUGAAGCUGCAGCUGCUGAGGCUAAUUUUGCACCAGAAGCCAGUGCCACCACUGAAACAGCUGCAAACCCACAGCCCUCAGCUCCAGAAUCAAAACCACAGUCCCAGCCCUGUCCCUGCCCCGAGAAGCCAAGAGAAGCCCCUACAGUGGCACCGCCUGUGGCCAGACCUCUGGACUGCAUCAAGGAGAUCCGUGACCUGGUGGUGGAAGUUAUCGAAGUGGAGGAAUUCAUCCAGCGGUACCCUGACGAUGGAGAGGUGUGACUAAGCCAGAGUGACAGCCAGAGAAGUCAGACUUUAAAUAGUUAAGAGGAAACACACUGUAAGGAAGAGGACGUAUUGUUUAUGAAUAAAUGGAGACUCGAAGGCAGUUGAUGACGUGUUACGCCGUCUGCUAACGUUAUCAUUUCUUACUAAAAGACUGGGACAGUUACAUCCUCAGUCCUCCAGGUGUUAAAUGAGAAGGGAACGCUACACUUUUUCCUGGUUUUAAG
Messenger RNA from Colossoma macropomum (tambaqui), 3266 nucleotides. RefSeq names its product niban apoptosis regulator 1a (gene niban1a). The transcript is spliced from 14 exons. Bases 145 to 3036 code for a protein of 963 amino acids. The record is from RefSeq and is a predicted model, not a curated record. NCBI's taxonomy places the organism in Eukaryota, Metazoa, Chordata, Actinopteri, Characiformes, Serrasalmidae.